AUGAAGUACUUCUCUAUAUUCACUUCCAUAAUAUCAAUAGUAUUUUAUUAUAUCUUUUAUGUUGAUAAUAAUUAUAUCUUUUAUCAUUAUUUCAUAUUAAAUUAUUACCUUGUUCUUUUAUCAUUCUUAAUGGUUAUAUUGAUUAAUCCAUUUAUUACUAUUGGAAUUACUUUUACUCCUUUUAUAAAUGCCAAAUUACUUUUUAUCAGACUAUUGUUAUAUCAAUUAUUAUUCAUAUUUGUUUUAUUUAUAUUCUAUAUUAAAUAUCUAGUCUUUUAUGAAAUAUUCAAUUUUAUUAAUUAUUUUUUGAUUUAA
Messenger RNA from Entamoeba dispar SAW760, 315 nucleotides. RefSeq lists its product as uncharacterized. The transcript is spliced from 2 exons. The record is from RefSeq and is a predicted model, not a curated record. Bases 1 to 315 code for a protein of 104 amino acids. Lineage: Eukaryota; Evosea; Mastigamoebida; Endamoebidae.